Messenger RNA from Hydractinia symbiolongicarpus, 6425 nucleotides. RefSeq lists its product as uncharacterized. Gene Ontology annotation, molecular function: beta-glucosidase activity. Lineage: Eukaryota; Metazoa; Cnidaria; Hydrozoa; Anthoathecata; Hydractiniidae. Gene Ontology annotation, biological process: carbohydrate metabolic process. The record is from RefSeq and is a predicted model, not a curated record. The coding region runs from base 37 to 3201 and encodes 1054 amino acids. The transcript is spliced from 35 exons.
UCUGAGUUUAAGAUUUUAUGAAAAAUAUACAGUAGGAUGGACAUUUUAUCUGGCUUAGUAAAAGUGAGAUAUCAUGGAAAGAAUAAUGAGAUAGUGGAUAAAGAAGUCAAUGGAAGAAUUCGUUGGGAUGGUUUAAAAACUGUGGCAGGUAUUGUAACAAACAUUCCAAACAAAGACUGGUAUUUCAAGUAUCAGGACGAAGAAGGAGAUACUAUUUUGGGUGCAACUGAACUGGAAUGGCAGUCAGUGGUUGGUAUUUCACAAAGAAACGCAAAAUUUUUAGUUGACAUAAUCCCUAUCGAUAACAGUUCAGAAGAUCUCGAUUCGUUAAAGAAAAUGUCAAUUGAUAUUGCAAGUGAUUAUGUAUAUGUUUCUUCCGGCUAUAAACCAAAAGAGGAAAAUAAUGAAGCUAUAAAAAAGACUUGUUGUAAGCCUAAAACAAAAAUAAAUGCAUCAAGGCAACCCUCGAGCAAAUGUUGUGACUCAAGUAAAAAAGAUAGCUGUGAUCAAACCUCAAAAUGCUGUCCAAUGUUUGAGAGACCAAUGCCAGAUCCAUAUGUUGACGAUGGUGUCAUUCCUGUAAAAACUGUUAAUCCAACACUUGAUCAAUACAAGUACACCAAUGAAUCUCUUCGUGCCGUCACACUUCCUCUUGGUGCACUAGGUGGAGGCAAUCUAUCUAUAGCAGGUGAUGGCGGACUGCGACAGUUUCAAAUAAGCAACAAAGUGGACCACAAUGCUCAUGUGCCAAAUUGUUUUUUUGCUAUUAAGGUUGGUUCUACUGCAGCAGUUCUACAAUCAAAUACAUGGUAUGAUCAAACUGGAUUCAAACCAGCACCUAUUGUCACUGAUCAUGUUGUUCCUCCAUAUUCAAAAACGCUACUUUCAAAAUAUCCUGGAGUUAAAACAGUCGAGGUCACUGCAAAGUAUCCAGUUGUUGAAGUUGACUAUAUGGAUCCAAAGUUAAACAACGUCAAAGUACAUUUGGAGGCCUGGAGUCCAAAAAUUCCUUUAGAUUCGAAAGCUAGCGGAGCUCCAUAUAUUGUAUUUGAUUUUCAUGUUACCAAUACAAGCACGACUUCUGCUGAGGUUUCUCUUAUGUCAAGUUUUCAUAAUUUGGUUGGAUGGAAUGGUCAUGAUACUGUCAAGGAUGAAGUGGUGUGUGCAGGUUAUGGUGGAAAUGUAAAUUCAUUGUUUACAGAAAGCAAUAUGUUUGGAAUGGAUAUGAGUAAUACAAGUUUACCAAGCAAUCAUGAAUUUCAGGGAAAUGUCUCCAUUGUAGCACUGCCAGCAUCAACUGAUAAAAUGUCUACCAUGCUCCAAUAUACUGAUGUUGAGUCCUUAUGGACAGCAUUUACGAAAAAUACAUACUUGCCUGGACAAGGAGAAGCCGGAGUUUCAUCAGCUGGUACCACAUUCAACGGUGCAGUUAAUACAUCUCGAAUUGUUGCCGCAGGAGAGACAACAGUGUUUACGUAUGUUCUAGCAUGGCAUUUUCCCAACAGAUAUCGUGAUUGGACUGUUGGUGUGAACAUACCUAACACUCAAAUAUACCUGGGUAAUUAUUAUGCAAAGAUAUGGAAGACAAUGAGGGAUCUACUUGGGUACAUGGCAGAAAACAUAGCUAACAAUAGAGAUCUUACAUACAAAUUCAGAGAUUCGAUGUUUACAUCAACGUUGCCAUGGCAAUUAAUAGACAGUGCUGCAGGAAGAGCAUCAGUUUUAAAUUCUCCUAGUUGUAUGUGGCACGCAGAUGGUAAUUUUUAUGCUUUUGAAGGUUGUAACCCAACAUCAGGUUGCUGUCCACUUAAUUGUACACACGUGUGGAACUUUGAGAUGGCUUUAGCAAUUUUAUAUCCAGAUGUUGAAAGAACGAUGCGCGAAAUUGAUUUACUGCAUCAAAUUACACCGCAUGGCGUUAUACCUAGUCGUACACCUUGUCCCUUGGAAUUGAAACGUUUAUGGGCGACAUGGCCUGAUUACUCCACUUCACCAACAUCUACUGCUAUUUGUGUCGAUGGAGAAAUUGGAACCAUAUUCAAAGCGUACAGAGAGUACCGACAUGGAGCAUCUUUACAAUGGUUAACUUCACUGUGGAAGCCAUUAAAAGCAGUUAUGAAUCACUGGUUGAUAGUGUUGGAUGAAGAAAAGAAUGGUUUGGUGUAUGGUCCACAACCGAAUACAUAUGAUGUAACUACGUACGGUUAUUUGGUUGCUAUUGGGGCGUUGUAUUUGUGUGGCUUGAGAGCAAUGGAGGAAAUGUCAAAAAUCAUGAACGAUUCCGAAUUCGAAGCGAUAUGUCACGACAGAUUUUUACUUGGUACAGUGAAUCUCGACAAACAAUGUUUCACAAAUGGAAAAUGGUACACUCAAGUUGUUGACCCCAAUCAUCCUUCGAAUUUGUUGGGUGAUUCCACACAGAUUGGUGCGAUGUAUGGGCAGUGGUGGGCGCACAUAUUGGGCUUAGGGUAUUUGUUACCACCCGAUCAUAUCAAAUCACACUUAAAGUAUACCUACCUGAGAAAUUAUGUUGCAAGUUUUGAUCCAGCCACUCAAAAACCUCGUGUGUUUUGUGACCAACGUGACAGUAACUGGGUGACCGCAAAAUGGGACGAUGGAGACACACCAAGUAAUCCUCUGCGUUACAGUUCUGAAUGGGCGUGGUCGGGUGUUAUCUAUCCUUUUGCUGCACUCUUGUUAACUGAGGGGAUGACGUUAGAGGGCCUGGAUGUACUUAAAAAGACACGAGAAAUGUACGAUGGAACUCGACGCAGUCCAUGGAACGAAAUCGAAUGCGGUGAUCAUUAUUCAAGACCGAUGUCUGCCUUCUCUUUGUUCGUCAUAGCAAGUGGACAGGAUUGGUCGUUCACACAGUCCGGAGAUGUUAAUCUUCGAUUUAAUCCUGUGAUCAGUACGCAAGAUUUCAAUGGUUUCUUUGCGCUUGGUAGUUGUUGGGGAACUUUCAGUCAAACACGAAAUACAAAUAACAGCACAUCUGUCAAACUGAAAAUCGAGUAUGGUGAAUUGAAGUUAGCGAAACUUCGUCUAAAUCUUCAUGCCCGUCGCGUGGAUGUGAUUAUCAGUGAUGAUGACGUCAUGCCGCCGUUCGUCAUUGCAAAGGUUGCUGAUGGUUUCAGUUUGAAUUUUCCAAACACACUUCAUUUGUCCGGUGGAAAAGUGUUGUCUGUUCUGUGCAAAUAAGGCUCCGCUUAACUGCUAUGUCACCGGUCGGCUUUUUAAGUUUUAUGUCUGUUUAUUUAAAGGGAAACUAAGGUCAAAAUUUUUUUUUUCAUAAAAACGUUUAUUAUACUAUUUAAAAAAGAUACCUUAAAUUUUUUUUCAAAAAAAAUGUAUUUUUAUGAGGAUUUUAGAGUAAAAAGGUUAUUAUUUACAUCUCCGUUAGAGUACAUAAAAAAACUCUACGAUGGAGAGCAAUGACGUAUGAUCCGCGAGUGAGUAAGUGAAACCAUACUAUAAGGUUCGCCUGAUUUGAUGUAUGAAGACAUAAAAGAUGAAUUUUACUUCUUAACUAUAAUUGUACAUUUUGUCUUUACUACUCAAAAUGCCAAGUUGCCUGGCAUAUGGAUGUUCGCAAACCACUGGGAGAGUAACUGCUAAAAAAAGUUUUUUCAUGAUCCCAAAGCCAGUGAAUACAACUGAGAAACUUCGCGUAGCACAAUGGUUGCAUAAUAUUGGUACUGGAUUGAAUGUAGAAACAUUUCCAUUUGGGAAAAAUAAAGUUGUAUGUGAAGACCACUUCCAUCCUGACUGCAUAAAAGAUGAUUUAAAAGGACGUAUAACGGGGAUACCAUCGAAACGGAAAGAGCUACUUUGUGGAGCAGUUCCAACUAUUUUUAAACACAAAACUUACGAAUUUAUUAACAUGGAUGGCACUACCGUAUUAAAACGUGAUUCAUCUUUAAAAAGAAAAAUGCAGGAAGAAUGCCUACAUGUGAGUUACAAAAAUCAUGUUUUUUAAUUUCAACCUUUUCUGGUACAACUCUUUUAGCGAACAUAUUUAAUUAGAUAGCCUGGUUUCUAUAUUGUAAUUAAAAUAUAAAUGUGUUUCGUAAUUUUCUUUAAGUAGUGAAAAUAAGUGGAAAUUUUAUAAAAAUUUCCAUAAAAAAUUCUUAAUAAAAUUUGGAAAAACGCACGAAUAUUAUUACUAGUAUUACUUUUUAUUAUCAUAUGUUAUUUUUGUUAUCAAUGUUAAUGAAAACCAGGUUAAGUUUUCAUGCGCACCUGGCUGGACUUCGAAGAAAAAUAUAAGGGUUGAUCUACACUUCAUUUUUUUAUUCUAGACCGUAAAGAAGUUACUUAGUGAAAACAAAGAAACCACACUUUCACAGACAUUACAUUUCAUAGUAAUGCACCCAAGCCGUAUAUUGUCUGUAUGCUGAAAAGCGUAGUUGUCUAAAAGAAUAUAAUAUGUUUUGUUGUUGUGGAACCUAGGCCUUACAAAAUGUUGUAUAUAUAUUUUUAAAUGUUCUUUGACUCACAUUCAGUAAACGAACUUUUAUGUAGAUAAAGAACGCAUUUUUUUUCGCAUAUGAAGUAAUAUUUUAUAUUUGUUUUGAAAGGUAGAAUAAUAAGCUUACUUGUUUUGAAAAGAUUUUAUAUCCUUGAAAUUAUUUUGAUAUCUGCGAUGUCUAAUGCUUGCUGUCUCUAAUACGGUGCGAUUUAAACAAAGAAUAUUAAAAUCUUUAUGCAAGGUAAUACAUGUAUUCUCUUCCAGCUUUUCUCCCAGUAAAGUUGUAAACUCCAAACAACACUUGCAUUCUUCAACAGUCAUUAACUCGUGUAUAUCACAUUUUUUACACUUACACCAAUGUAAGUUUUCUAACCUGCUUGAGUCUAAAUCCUCAUCUUCGUCGUCGUCUGAAAUAUCAUUCGCAGUUUUUGAUGAACAAAUGUUUUUCAACUGACUUUCAGUAUAUUCAGGUUCGUUAUCAUAACACCCUUUGCAAAUACUUUCAUCUGUUUCAGAACUAUAUAUUCGCUAUGUUCACUAGCACAACUACUUUUUUCGCUGCUAUCCAUGACUAAGUGAUUUUGAGUCUCGCGGCUCAUACGUCAUAAUUCUGUAUGGUUCACGAGGAACCGUGAAUGGAGUACACGGUUAAUUUCAGAAAACCUUAGAACUUUAAUGGGCUAAAACAGCCUAAAUAAUGAAAAUUAAGAGUUAAUUUUUUUUUCAAUAGUUUAUUUAGAUGUUAUACAACGUUCUUAAUUUUUUUUUAAUAACAUUUUUUUUUGACCUUAGUUUCCCUUUAAAAUUAUUUUUUUAACAAAAAUGUUGUCUACAUUUCAUUGUCAUGUUUUAAGAUUUGAACCCACAAUUGGUAAAUUUCAGCAACACUGGUUAAUAUUUUCACAAGUUAGGCAACACAACUCAAGUCUACACCGUCAAACCUUUUGAUACCUGCUCCACAUGAAGUAGUUGUGGUACUUACCACAAGAAUAUUAAACUCUAGAUAGCUUCGAAAACAACAGCGUGUUUUUUUUUAAAAUUGAGUAUAACUCAUUCUUGUGAGAGGUUAUAUAACAAUAAUAUAGACAAUAAAGAUGAUUUGCAAUAUUGGGACAAGUUUUAUUUUUAAUGUAGAAUGCAGUUGUUUUUGUUGAGAGCGUUCCAUAAUGGCAGAUUUUGAUGGAAGUACUAAGCCGUGGUUUUAAUAUAAUCUAAUUUUCGCAACAUUACUAACGUUCAAUUAAAUCUUUAGAGAUGUAAUUUUUUUUCUCACAAUUGUGUGAUUUUAUAGCUAUCGUAUUAAUAGGCGUGUAUUUUUAUGUUGUGCUUAGAAUAAGUAAUAUUAUCUCUACAUUAAUAAUAUCCGUACUCUGUGUGUUCAUGCUGCGGGCACACGAAAUAGCGUGGGAUUUAUAGGACAGGCGACCUACUGGGUUUUUUUUAACGGGUUACUGCUUAAUUUUCCUCUAUUAUUUUUUGUUUUUGUCACAUUUUUUUAAAUAUUAUAUUUGCAUGAUAGACGAUUUUUUAACAUUUUAUUUUAACAUAACGUAAAAUUUUAUUAUAUCUUGUACGGUGGGUUUUUUGGUAUAUUCUGACAAUUUGAUGAUUAGACCAAAAACAAUACCUGGAGUUGAUUAAUUUUCGCGAAUUAAGUCUAUUCGCUAAAAUUACCUCCGCGAAACAAACAAACAGAUUUCGUUUUUGCUUUUAUUUUUCUAGUUUUUUUCGGUAAAUUAUCUUUUAAUGUUUUUUUCAUGAAAAAAAACUCGACGGAAUCAUGAAAAUUAAUAUUCGCGAAUUAGAUUUUUCUGAACCUCCCGAAAAUGAUUCUUCACGAAUAUUAAUCAAAAUAUUUCGGCCGCACUAGUGAUUCGUGUUAUAUAGAAUAUAAAGUUUUUGCACAUAUAAAGAAAUUGUAAAUUUUUUUAAGAAAAUAAAAAAUUGUGGUUAA